AUGCAGAUCAAGGCUAUCCUCCUCACUCCCCUCCUCGCUGCCGGCAUCGUCUCCGCCGCGCCCAGCAAGCCUGUCCAAUUCGAGGCCAUGGCUCUUCGCUCAGCGAGCCCCAUUCACUUCAGCGCUCUCCAGGCUUCCAAGAGCUUCCUCUCCCUGAACCUCGCCAAGCAGGGUGCCUCAUGCGACAAGAAGUCUGACAACCACGCCGUCUUCAACCUCGUCGGUGACGAGCUCUACCUCUACAAGACCGACAACCCUCCUCAGCAGCUCUACGUCGACCGCUCCGGCAUGGGCCAGGGCGUUCUGGGCUACACCACCGGCGCCCAGGGCAUCCCCAGCAAGGCCGAGCGCAAGGGCUGGAAGAUCGACAAGAGCGGCAACCUGAACUUCAACGGCGCCGGUUUCAUUGCCUGCCCUAACAGCAAGAAGGCUGGUGGCUCCUGGAGCGUCUGGGUCGAUGCUGGCAAUGCCAACCCCGGCGGCAACAAGGGCUGCCUUGGCUUUACUGCUCGCACCAUCAAGACUACCACCCCCAACAGCUGCGAGUACACCCAGCAGCAGUAA
This is a messenger RNA of Fusarium keratoplasticum, 564 nucleotides long. RefSeq lists its product as uncharacterized. The record is from RefSeq and is a predicted model, not a curated record. The transcript has a single exon. The coding region runs from base 1 to 564 and encodes 187 amino acids. NCBI's taxonomy places the organism in Eukaryota, Fungi, Ascomycota, Sordariomycetes, Hypocreales, Nectriaceae.